CCCGCCCGGCGCCUUCCUCCGCGGAGUAGCUGAGCGAGCGCGGCCGGGCGGAGCUGGACGCUGAGCCCACCGCUCCGACGGCGCGGCCCCGGGCCCCUAGGCGCGCGUGUCCGCGCGUGGCACACACCCCCUGGCCUUGUCCUCCCGCGCUGGGACCCAGCGCCCGGCGGCGGCCGCUCCGUCCCCGGCCCGUGCUGCCCUCAGACCCCCGGCGAUGCAGCCGGGUGCCGCCUGGGCGCUGCUGGUGGCCGUGGCCCUGGGGCUUGGGGCGCGCGGGGUGCGUGGCGCGGUGGCCGUCUCAGACUUCUACCCCUUCGGCGAGGAGCAUGGCGACGCCGUCACCCCAAAACAGGACGACGGCGGCUCGGGGCUGCAGCCACUCUCGGUGUCCUUUCCGUUCUUCGGCGUCGAACACUCCGGACUCUACGUGAACAAUAACGGGAUCAUCUCCUUCCUGAAGGAGGUCUCUCAGUUCACCCCAGUGGCCUUCCCCAUCGCCAAGGACCGCUGUGUAGUGGCGGCCUUCUGGGCAGAUGUGGACAACAGGCGUGCAGGCGAUGUCUACUACCGGGAGACCACCAACCCUGUCACGCUGCACCGGGCCACGGAGGACAUCAGGCGCUACUUCCCUGAGCUCCUGGACUUCUCCGCCACCUGGGUAUUCAUUGCCACCUGGUACCGAGUCACCUUCUUUGGAGGCAGCUCCUCUUCUCCUGUCAACACGUUCCAGACCGUGCUCAUCACUGACGGCAAGUCCUCCUUCACCAUCUUCAACUAUGAGUCCAUCGUGUGGACCACAGGCACACACGCCAGCAGCGGGGGCAAUGCCACUGGCCUGGGGGGCAUUGCAGCCCAGGCCGGCUUCAACGCGGGCGACGGGCGGCGCUACUUCAGCAUCCCCGGCUCGCGCACGGCGGACAUGGCCGAGGUGGAGACCACCACCAACGUGGGCGUGCCCGGGCGCUGGGCGUUCAGAAUCGAUGAUGCCCAGGUGCGCGUGGGGGGCUGCGGCCAUACAACUUCCGUGUGCCUGGCCCUGCACCCUUGCCUCAACGGCGGCGAGUGCAUCGAUGACUGUGUCACCGGCAGCCCUUCCUACACCUGCGCCUGCCCCUCAGGCUUCACAGGCCGGAGGUGCCACCUGGAUGUGAAUGAGUGCACUUCCCACCCAUGCCAGAAUGGUGGGACCUGCACCCACAGUGCCAACACCUUCAGCUGCCAGUGCCCAGCCGGCUUCAGGGGACCCACCUGUGAGACAGCCCAAUCCCCCUGUGACACCCAAGAAUGUCUAAAUGGCGGCCAGUGCCAGGCAGAGAGCGGCUCUGCGGUGUGUGCAUGCCUGCCUGGGUACACAGGGGCAGCCUGCGAGACAGAUAUGGACGAGUGCAGCUCUGCCCCCUGCCUGAAUGGAGGCUCGUGUGUCAACCUGGUGGGGAGCUACACCUGCAUGUGCGCACAGGCCUUCACAGGCCCUCGCUGUGAAACAGGAAGCCACCCAGCACCUGACUCCUGCCUCUCGGCCCCUUGCCAGAAUGGGGGCACCUGUGUGGAUGCGGAUCAGGCCUUCGUGUGCGAGUGCCCUGAAGGCUUCAUGGGCCUGGACUGCAGGGAGAGAACCCCCAGCGACUGUGAGUGCCGCAAUGGAGGCAGGUGUCUGGGCACCAACACCACCCUGUGCCAGUGUCCCCCGGGCUUCUUUGGGCUCCUCUGUGAGUUUGAAGUCACAGCCAUGCCCUGCAACAUGAACACACAGUGCCCAGAUGGGGGCUACUGCAUGGAGUACGGGGGGAGCUACCUCUGCGUCUGCCACACUGACCACAAUGUCAGCCACUCCCUGCCGUCGCCCUGUGACUCGGACCCCUGCUUCAACGGAGGCUCCUGUGAUGCCCAGGAAGACUCCUACACGUGCCAGUGCCCGCGCGGGUUCCAGGGCAGGCACUGCGAGAAAGCCCGGCCAUAUCUAUGCAGCUCGGGGCCCUGCCGCAACGGGGGCACGUGCACGGAGGUGGGCGGAGAGUACCACUGCAGUUGCCCCUACCGCUUCACCGGGAGGCACUGUGAGAUCGCUGGGUGCCUUCUCCUUCCAGGGAAACCAGACUCAUGCGCCUCCGGCCCCUGUCACAAUGGUGGCACCUGCUUCCACUACAUUGGCAAAUACAAAUGUGACUGUCCCCCAGGCUUCUCUGGACGGCAUUGUGAGAUAGCGCCCUCACCCUGCUUCCAGAGCCCAUGUGUGAAUGGGGGCACUUGUGAGGAUCUGGGCUCUGAUUUCUCCUGCCACUGCCAAGCAGGGUACAUGGGACGCCGGUGCCAGGCAGAGGUGGACUGUGGCCCCCCAGAGGAGGUGGAACAUGCCACACUGCGCUUCAAUGGCACUCGGCCAGGCUCAGUGGCCCUGUACGCGUGUGACCAUGGCUACAGCCUGAGUGCCCCCAGCCACAUCCGGGUCUGCCAGCCACAAGGUGUCUGGAGUGAGCUUCCCCAGUGCCAAGAGACAAACAAGUGCCAAGCAGGGCCCUGCCGAAAUGGGGGCUCCUGCAGGGACCUUCCAGGGGCCUACAUCUGCCAGUGCCCCGCAGGCUUUGUUGGCGUCCACUGCGAAACAGAGGUGGAUGCCUGCGAUUCCAGCCCCUGCCAGCAUGGAGGCCGGUGCGAGGGCGGUGGUGGGGCCUACUUAUGCGUGUGUCCAGAGGGAUUCUUCGGCUACCACUGUGAGACAGUGAGUGAUCCCUGCUUCUCCAGCCCCUGUGGGGGCCAUGGCUACUGCCUAGCCGGCAAUGGGUCCCACAGCUGUACUUGCAAAGUGGGCUACACGGGCAAGGACUGUGCCAAAGAGCUCUUCCCGCCAACGGCUCUCAAGGUGGACAGGGUGGAGGAGAGUGGGGUCUCCAUCUCCUGGCACCCUCCCGAAGGCCCAGCCGCCAGGCAGGUGCUGGACGGCUAUGCAGUCACCUACGUCUCUGCCGACGGCUCCUACCGCCGCACAGACUUUGUGGACAGGAGCCGCUCCUCGCACCAGCUCCGGGCUCUGGCACCUGGCAGGGCUUACAACAUCUCUGUCUUCUCUGUCAAGCGCAAGGCCAGCAACAAGAACGACAUCAGCAGGCCAGCCGUGCUGCUCGCCCGCACGCGCCCCCGCCCUGUUGAAAGCUUGGAGGUCACUAAUGUGACGGCCAGCACCAUCUCAGUGCAGUGGGCUCUGCAUAGAAUCCAUCAUGCCACCGUCAGUGGAGUCCGAGUGUCCAUCCACCAUCCUGAGGCCUCCAAGGACCAGUCCACUGAUAUGGACAAGAGUGUGGACAGGUUCACAUUUGGGGCCCUGCUGCCAGGAAGGAAAUACACCGUCCAGGUGACCACCCUCAGUGGGCUCUGGGGUGAGGAGCAUCCCACUGAGAGCCUGGCCACUGCCCCGAUGCACGUCUGGACCCGUCCUUUGCCUCCAGCUAACCUGACUGCCACCCGGGUCACAGCCACUUCUGCCCAUGUAGUGUGGGACACCCCCACUCCAGGUGACUUGCUGGAGGCUUAUAUCAUCAACGUGACCACCAGCCAGAACACAAAGAGCCGCUAUGUCCCCAAUGGGAAGUUGGCGUCCUACACGGUGCGUGACCUGCUGCCUGGGAGGCGCUACCAGCUGUCUGUGACAGCCGUGCAGAGCACAGAGCAUGGCCAGCUGCACAGCGAUCCUGCCCACCUCUACAUCAUCACCUCCCCCAGGGAUGGUACCGACAGACGCUGGCCCCAGGGAGGACACCACCCACGGGUGCUCAGGAACAGGCCACCCCCUGUGCGCCUGCCAGAGCUGCAACUGCUCAACGACCACAAUGCCCCCGAGCCGCUCUCCCCACCCUCCAGGUUCUCUGAGCUUGUGGAUGGCAGAGGAAGAGUGAGCGCUAGGCUCCGAGUCUCCACACAACCACAACCCACAGUCCUGGUGCAGCCUGAGAACGUGGAGGAGACCCCUAAGCAGAUCAGCCUGGCCCUGCAGUUCCCUGAACGCAGUGACAAGGACAUCAAAACUGCCCCAGGGAAUUGCUCAGGAAGCCCCUGUCAGAAUGGAGGCACAUGUGUGCAGGGCACUGGGACUCACAGCUGUGACUGUGCACCAGGCUUCAAAGGCAGACGCUGUGAGCUCGCCUGCAAAAAGGUGCCUCGCCCCUGCACUCGGCUGUUCUCGGAGACAAAGUCCUUUCCAGUCUGGGAGGGUGGCGUCUGUCACCACAUGUAUAAAAGAGUCUACAAAGUUCACCAAGACGUCUGCUUCAAAGAGAGCUGUGAAGGCACAAGCCCCAAGAAAGCCCCAAACAGGAAACAAAGUAAGAGUCAAACACUGGAGAAGCCCUAAGCCCAGAAUUCCCCAAACUUCUCUGGCAACCAGAUCCCCAUCCUGCUCCUACCACCCCACACGCAAACUCUGUUGAACCUUAAAGAACAGUGGUAUUCUUCACAACAGUUUGGAAAUCCUUGGGUUAUACUGUAGAAACCUACAGCCUGUGAUCGGUUUCAUGCCAAGUGAAAUUUUCUUCUCAACAUGUCACCAGGAAUGAAAGACGAAUUUCUGGUUGGCCUAAGACAGCUCACAACUCACAUUCCUUAACAUAGUGUAAAUGCCACCUCCCUGAUCCUGAAGGAGAGGAAUGGGGCACCCUUGUGCAACAAAAAUCUUACGUGGCUAAGGAAAUACAGGAGAAAUGUCGCUCAGAGACCUUUAAAACAACCAGAAGCAAGGGAGCUCCUCAGGCAAGGUCUGCCCUGAAGGAAGAAUGCCCAGACCAGCCAGGGAUGGAGGGCUGCAGCUCCAGGGCAUCAAGUCAGCACAGGGGUGACCAUGGGCAUCUGUUUGUUCCCUCUGUGAAAAACUUCCAUGUGUCGGACAGCAGCGCCAGCAUUCAGCUCCUGUCCACUCAAAGGCAUCAAUUUGAUGCCUCCUACCUCAGCCUCCAAGGACACCCCCACAGGCUUGCAGGCAACUUACUACAGUCAUGUGUCAUUCAACUGUGGGGACGUGUUCUGGGACGCGUCAUUGAACAGUUUCUUUGUGCAGGAACAUGAGGUACAUGUACAUGGCCUGCUGCACACCUCGGCCACACGGCAGAGCCCGCUGUCUGGCUUCACAGCAGUGAGCACAUCCCUGUGCUGGGUGCUGUGGGCAGUGCCCGAGCAAAGUUCUGCAUGUCUAAUCCUGAUCAAACACAGGAAAGUCACAGUCAAAAUGUGACCCUAAGACAAACGUUGUGUGUGUCCGGGCAUUGCCCCGAGAGGCUGCAGGGUGGGGCUGUUGGGAUUUACCCAUGGGUGGGCACAGUGGGGCCAGACACUUCUGUGCACAGCUGUGUGCUUGUGAACACCACACUGAGACUACUUACACUGAAUUUAUAAAAAAAAAAGUUUUUCUUUCUUCAAUAACAGAUUAACCCUAGCUUACUGUAACUUUUUUACUUGGUAAACUUUUUAAUUUUUUUAACUUUUUGACUUUUAUAAUAAUGCUUAACUUAAAACACAAGGUACAGCUAUAGAAAAACAUUUUUCUUUCUUUAUAUCCUUUUUCUAUAAAACUUUUAAAACUUUUUUACUUUUUAAACCUCUUCAUUAAAAACAAAGACAUAGUUGAUACCGAUAAUCUCAGCACUUUGGGAGGCCACGGCAGGAGGAUCACUUGAGGCCAGGAGUUCAACGGAGCAAGAACCCAUCUCUGCAAAAAAUUUAUAAAAUAGCUGACCACGGUGGCACACGUCUAUCGUCCCAAUUACUCGGGAGGCUGAGGUGGAAAGACCAUUUGAGCCCACCAGCUGAGGCUGCAGUGAGCUGUGCUCACACCACUGCCACUUCAGCCUGUGCAAUAGAGCAAGACCCUGUCUCAAAAAAAUUAAAAAAGACAGAAGUACACACGAGCCCAGGCCUACACAGGGUCAGGGUCAUCAGCUCCACUAUCCUCACCUCCAUGUCUUGCCCUACCAGACAGCCUUCAGAGCAGUAAUGCGCAUGGAGCUGGCCUCUCCUGUAACCAGGCCUUCUGGAGACCUUCUGAAGGAUCUGCCUCAGGCUGCUUUGAAGUUAUAUUCUUGGCCAGGCGUAGUCACUCACGUUUGUAAUCACAGCACUCUGGGAGGCCGAGGCAGGAGGAUCCUUUGAGCUCACAAGUUUGAGACCAGCCUGAGAAAGAGCAAGACCCCGUCUCCACCAAAAAUAGAAAAAAUUGCCGGGCAUUGGGAUGGCGCCUGUAGUCCCAGCUACUCAGGAGGCUGAGGCAGGAGGAUCUCUUGAGCCCGAAAGUUGCAGGUAAUAGUGAGUUAUGAUCGCUCCACUGGGUUCUAGCCUGGGUGACAGAGUGAGAUUCUGUCUCCAAAAAAAAAAAAAAAAAAGCUAGAUUCUUUUUUUAUAAAUAGCAAUAUACUAUAAAACAAUGAUAAAAGUCAUAGUACAGUAAAUACAUAAACUGCUAACAUUAGCCACUUUCAUCACCGUCAGCACCACGCUCUGUCACUGCAUGUGCUGCGUCCCCAGGUGCCAGCAGCGUGGUUUGCUUACACCAUCAACCACAAACACGAGAGUGAUGUGUCUCAAUGCGAUGUGAUGACACGUGGAUGGAGAUGACUGCACUAGGACCAAGCCCACACACACAAUUUGAGUUUGACGCAUUCCUGGGGCAGUAAGUCACCUCACAUUAUCAAUGUAUCUAUUAAAAACUUGCUCAGCAAACCCGUUUCUAUAAAAGCAAAUCAGAAACCUCCCAUUAUUAUAUUGUCAAGUACUAGCUUACAGAAUGCCUAUGAACAUAAAAAAGCAGCAAACAGAAACACACCCUCCCACACAUCUCUCCAAGAACUUAAGAAUUUACCUCCAUCCAGAGCAACUGAACACACCUGUGUCCUCACAGGGAAGACCGGGGUCACCACCACAGGGAGGGCAGCAGGGAAAGGCAGCCGUCUUCAAACCCACAGGCUCAAUACUGCAGAUGUGAGGUGCAGCCAGUGCUCCUCAGACCUGCCCCCACACCCUCUGCCACCGUAGGGUGCUGAUGCUCUGACAGAACUGGUCUUCUGGGGCAGAGACCCUACAACCUGCACAACAUGACUAGGAGACGCAGGCAACAGCCAUCUAAAGAGCAGGUGUGACUAUGGUUCUCCUUACACCUUUUUCUCUCCAAAGGAUUUAGGAUGUUCUUGUUACACUCUGCCAACCUCGAGUUAUUAAAACGCAGAAAGACAAAAGGGCUAAAAAUUGGAUUGAAAAAGAUACCCUGAGAGACAAGAUCCUGGCUGGAGUCAGUCCUCUCUGUCACCUCCCUCCUCAGGCCUGUAGAAGCUGGGUGCAAUCACCAGCCCACACUGGGAGAUGCCCGAGACCAGGCUACGAGUCCUGUGCAGCAUGUAAGCAGCCCAUGCUGUGAUCUGUGCAUGGGGUAGUCUGCACCUUUCUGCAAGAGGCAGCAACAUGCCAUCAGUGGGGCCUGGUGAACGCUUGGCCAGUCACACCUCCGUAGUCUUCAGACACCCACGCUCAAAUUCCAACGGCAGAGGAAGAUUCUCCCUUUGAGACCGAACCAACUGAGGAGGAGCUGCCAAGGACUGGGGUGGGAGGGGCAGAGCCACCUCACCCUGCUCUGGUCCACCUGUUGCCUAUGCUGACUGUCCUGCUAACCGUGACCCUGGCAGGGACUUGUGCCCUGAGAGAGGAGAUGCCGAUGAGCACGUAGGUGGAGUGUGGACACUCCAGUCUGCAGCAGGGCUGGCAGGCUGCUCUGUAAAGGGCCGGACAGAAAAUAGUUGGGGCACUGCAGGCUAGAGGUCCCUGGGGCAGCUGCUCAGCUCUGCUGUCGUAGCACAGACAUAGGCCAGACCUGUGACUGUGUGGGUAUGGCUGUGUCCCAAGAGAACUUUAUUUAUGAAAACAAGUGGUGGCCAAACCAGCCCUUCAGCCAUAGCUGGCAAACCCCUGGUCUUCAGGCUUCUGCAGCCUUCCCCUGGUUGACAAGUCUCCAGCAAGGCACCAAAGACCCCUGAAUUUUCAUGGCGGAUGCUAUCCAGACCUACCUGGAAAGCCCAGGGCCAGCUAGGCUCUUCUUACAUGUCUCAGGGCAACAGAGACAGACCCUAGGGGCAGGAUAAUGGUCAAGGUUCCUUUCGGUCCACGACUUGGAGCAAACGCAGGUUUAGCAGCCCCUAUCUCACAGAACACUGUCUUCUCACCACAUCUGCUUCCCAGCACACUCCAACCAGCUCUGUCUUCUCUCUGCAAAUCCCACCUCUUCUCUUGCUGAGUCUUAAGACAGCUGACCCAAAUGGAAACCAGGGACUCUGCUGUAUCUCCCUGACUCUGAACAAAGGGCAUCCCAGCUGCAAAAGGGGCCUCCGAGUUCCUUACUUGCUUUGGUGAAAAAGUUUUUUGAAGGGUUGGAGUGUAUUUUAGGCUAUUUUUUAUUAAAAUUUUGUGUGCAUAUGUCUGUGUAUCACGCAAUUUGUUAUUUUCAGGAAGGAGGAGUCAUUUUGAGAAGUCUCUACUGUACUGCAGAGACAUCUCCAGUGUCCCAAGACCCACCAGGAGCAGCAGGCAGGGCUCGGGGGGCUGCACACUGGGUGAGCAGAGCAGAUUGUGUGCACAGACGCGUGCUGCCGGGACCUGUCCAUGCCAAUCCAUGUGAGCGCAGCAUUGCUAGCAGAUGGUGAUGUCACUGGAGAAGUACAUAAAUCUUUCUACUUUGGAACUUUCUACUUUGACCUCAAGCCCCUUAGCCAUACAGUGAAGCUGACACACUCCAGGUUUUAGCUUAGAAGCUUUGUUUCAACAAGAAAUGGUCUACUGAAUCCUGAGCCUGGUGCCGGGUUGUCACGACUGCCCCUUUUUUGAUGUUUUACAAAUUAAAUGUCUAGUAAAAAGACUUCCUGAUGCUGAAAGAAUUAUACUUUAUUCUCAAAGCAUUCCAAAUAAGCCACCAUUGUUUUUCUCCAUGGUUCCCUCUUAAAACUCUAACGUCUUCCUUGAAAAUACCCAAAGUCUACUCAAGGAAAUUAGUAAUAACAGAAUUCAAAAGUUAUCAGGUCCAUGAAGAUUUAUUUCUGUCAAAAUAAAAUAAAUCAUGAGUCACUGAGUUAACCAUUUGCUUAUCAACACUUGGGAUGGGCUCACCCUAAAAUCAAACACAGAUUUUGGAUUCUACUUAGUCCUCUGACUGGGCACAAAAACAACAUCCCAAGUGCCGGGGAAAGUGGCAGUCACUUGAAUGCCACAAAAUGAAAGAGUAAAUGAAAACACAGGCACAGGGCGGCGCCUGUGGCUCAGUCGGUAGGGCGCCGGCCCCAUACACCGAGGGUGGCGGGUUCAAACCCGGCCCCGGCCAAACUGCAACCAAAAAAUAGCCGGGCAUUGUGGCGGGUGCCUGUAGUCCCAGCUACUCGGGAGGCUGAGGCAAGAGAAUCGCUUAAGCCCAGGAGUUGGAGGUUGCUGUGAGCUGUGUGAGGCCACGGCACUCUACCAAGGGCCAUAAAGUGAGACUCUGUCUCUACAAAAAAAAAAAGAAAACACAGGCACAGAGUGAGAAGUCUUCAUUUCCUUCUCCCAUUGCACAUAGGCUGUCGGGUGUCUGAGAGGGGGUCUUCACCUGCCCUCUGCCUCCCACAGACUCUGUCAGGCAGGGCCCACCCACUACACCCCCAGUGGGAACGCCUCCCACUGCAGACCACCGCCACCAACACCCGACUCAAGAUGUGGAGAGAGGCACUGAACUGCUGCUUUUCUUUCACAGAAAAUGUCUU
Molecule: messenger RNA, 9752 nt
Organism: Nycticebus coucang (slow loris)
Lineage: Eukaryota; Metazoa; Chordata; Mammalia; Primates; Lorisidae
Gene: SNED1
Product: sushi, nidogen and EGF like domains 1
Exons: 31
Coding region: 215-4345 (1376 amino acids)
Biological process (GO): heterophilic cell-cell adhesion; cell-matrix adhesion; establishment or maintenance of epithelial cell apical/basal polarity
Cellular component (GO): plasma membrane; protein-containing complex
Molecular function (GO): calcium ion binding; protein binding
Source: RefSeq, a predicted model, not a curated record